This is a messenger RNA of Mya arenaria, 1104 nucleotides long. RefSeq names its product nematocin receptor 2-like. Bases 1 to 1104 code for a protein of 367 amino acids. Gene Ontology annotation, molecular function: G protein-coupled peptide receptor activity. Gene Ontology annotation, biological process: neuropeptide signaling pathway. Gene Ontology annotation, cellular component: membrane. NCBI's taxonomy places the organism in Eukaryota, Metazoa, Mollusca, Bivalvia, Myida, Myidae. The transcript has a single exon. The record is from RefSeq and is a predicted model, not a curated record.
AUGAAUGCAACUAAGAACGAAAUUUUGGAAUGGUUGGAGAGCGAGGAGUCAAAACGACUUCUACCCGGUGCAAUCUUAUACGGAGUCCUAGCAUUUUUCGGACUUGCCGGAAAUUCUCUCGUAAUCCACGUGUAUCGAAAAAGCUACCAAGAAUCAAACUUCAGCCUUUUCAUCAUUGGAGUAGCUGCGAUUGAUCUUUUCGGUUGUGUUUGGUCGAUUCCAGCCGAUAUUGUGCUUUUAUUUGAACAAUACACGUUCAACAAAGUUUGGGUCUGUAAAGUUGCACGUUUUAGCACAACGUUCGGAACAACCUCUUCAGCUUUUGUUCUAUUCUGCAUUUCUGUGGACCGAUACAGGAAAGUGUGUAAACCAUUUGAUUCACAGAUCAGUAUAACACAAGCAAAACUGUUGUAUGGCCUUUCGUUAACUAUCGGACUCUUUGUGUCAUGGCCAACGUUUUUUGUAUACGGCAAAAAGACGUUUAUGGUUUAUGAGUUUGAAAGAAACGUGACGGCGUCGGAAUGUUCAACGGUUGAUGAAAUGACGAAAUCAAGUAUUCCUUUUAUUUACUUGGCUUUUUACGGGGUGCUGUGCGUGUCAGAGUCGCUGACGGUGCUUAUUCUUUAUUGUCUAAUUGGAUUCAAAGUGAAAAAGACAGGAAAGGCGCUUCACCGAUAUCAGUCGAAAAAGCAAAAAGCCGACGGAAAAUGUGAAGAUGAAAAUAGAAACGAUGAACUGAAUAUGAACGGUCAGAGAAAUGGCCUACCCAAAAAGAUAAACCAUUUGAGUAUUAUCUCUGGAAGUAACAAACGGACGUACUAUUCUGAAGGGAAGCCGAAGCCUGGUACCCGUUCUAGGAACACAACGUUCGUCAUGUUUUUGGUCUCCCUGUCGUUCAAUCUGAGUUAUCUUCCCCAUAUCACCAUCAUGGUUCUUCGAGGUCUCUUUCCGGAAUAUAUAGAGUCACUCUCGCUCGAAGGACGAGCGGCGUACAAAAUUAUAAUCAGGUCGUUCUUCUUAAAUUGUGCGAUGAAUCCUCUGAUAUACGCUUUCUUUAGUCCAAGCUUUCGUCUCAAAGUAAUCGAAAUCCUUCGCCGAAACUAG